Molecule: messenger RNA, 3648 nt
Organism: Temnothorax curvispinosus
Lineage: Eukaryota; Metazoa; Arthropoda; Insecta; Hymenoptera; Formicidae
Exons: 1
Coding region: 1-3648 (1215 amino acids)
Molecular function (GO): zinc ion binding; nucleic acid binding
Source: RefSeq, a predicted model, not a curated record
AUGGAAGCGUUAAUAAAAAGGCGAGGUUACCUUAAAGGUAGAGUUACUACAUUUAAGAAUUAUAUUGCUAAGGUAAUAAAUAGUUUUCCAGAUGCAACACAAGCGUUAGAAGAAGUAAACAAAUUAGAGUUACGAGAACGCAUCAGUACUAUACGAGGAGCCUACGAAAUGUACAACGAAGUACAAGCAGAAAUUGACGCGCUCACCGAUGACGAAUUAGAAACAGUGCAGUAUCGCGAGGUAUUCGAGGAAGACUAUUUCAGGUUAAUAGCGCAGGCAGAAGGCUUACUGAUGCGAGGCAUAGCGACACUACAGCCUCCGAGUGCAGCAACGAACGAAGUCCGUGAUUCAGUGCCUGUACAAGGAGCAUCCGCACACACAACGCAUGAACAGGCGGAUCCUACUCCAAACGUAGCGAGGCAAGCAAACCAACAUAUCAUUUUUAAAACGCCGGGUAUUAGACUGCCAAUAAUAGAACUGCCAAAGUUUACAGGUGAUAUUGACGAAUGGCUUGGGUUUAGAGAUACUUUCGAGUCACUCAUACAUAGCAAUGAAACUAUAGAUCUGAUACAGAAAUUCCAUUACUUAAAGGCCGCGUUAGAGGGUAAUGCCGCUCAGAUCAUUAAAUCAUUGGAAUUUUCAGCUGCGAACUAUACGAUAGCGUGGCAAACAAUUUGCGAGCGGUUUGACAAUAAAAGUUUACUGACAAAAAAUCACAUUAAAGCCAUUUUUAGCAUAAAUUUAAUGAAAGAGGAGUCAACCAGUCAAAUUCGUAAUAUGAUAGAUACUCUCAACAAGCAUCUAAGAGCGUUAAAUGCAUUAGGUCAGUCGACGGAACAUUGGGACGCGUUGCUAAUUUACUUAGCUUCGAGCAAAUUAGAUAGUAUCACGGCGAGAGAGUGGGAGAAACAACGCGCCAAUGGAGAUCUCCCAACAUUAGAUGAGUUCAAGAGCUUUCUUACCCUAAGAGCAAAUAUGUUAGAAACGUUAGACUUAAAUAAGAAGGGCACGUACAAAUCUAAACAAUCAGAUUCCAUAAAAUCUAAAUCGUUUCUUCUUAAAAAACAAGAAUGUGUGGUGUGUAAGGAAGCGCAUCGUUUAUCAAGCUGCCCCAAGUUCUUACAACUCUCUCCGCAGGAACGAGUAGAAGCUUUAAAGAACGCGAAGUUGUGUCUGAACUGCAUGAAACCGGGACACUUUAUUAAAAACUGCAAGGGUGGCACAUGUAGGAAGUGCUCUAGCAAGCAUAAUACGCUUAUACAUUUUGAGAAGCCGUUAUCGGAGCAGGCUACAAACGCAGUGGAAAAUAUUAAUUCUUCGUCAGUUUUGUGUUCUCAGCAUAGAAGCAAUGACUAUCACGUUAUCUUGUCGACCGCAAUAGUAUUAGUGAAGGAUAGAUAUGGCAAGACACAUAAGGCUCGUGCAAUACUUGAUCCCGGGUCGCAAUCUAGUCUUAUUACAAAUAAACUUUGCGAUGAUCUAAAACUCGAUAAAACUGAGGUGAUAGUAAAUCUGGAGGCUAUCAAUAGCGCAUCUUGCCAAAUAAAAAGCAAGUGUAGAGUCAAAAUUGCUGCAUGCUAUGGCAAACACGAGUUUCACUUGUCGUGUCUUGUCAUCCCAGAAAUAACAGGUAGCCUACCUAACAGUAGGAUUAACGUAGCAGAUAUUUCGAUCCCCUUGAACAUUAAAUUAGCAGAUCCCCGAUUUUACAUACCUGAUAGAGUAGACAUUCUUAUUGGUGCGGAUUGGUUUUGGAAUCUCCUGUGUGUUGGACAAAUUAAGAUAGGCAAAUCGCAGCUUACAAUGCAAAAGACAAAAUUAGGAUGGAUAGCAGCGGGACCGUUAGUCGGUAGUAGCGUGACUUCAACACGGUGUCAUUUUAGCAAGUCUGUUGACAUACACGAGCAAGUAGCCAAGUUUUGGGAGCUUGAGGAAUUCUCAACCCGAAGGGUACUUUCCCAAGAAGAGAAGGAGUGCGAAUUGCAUUUUUCACAAACAUACAAACGCGACAUAAACGGCAGAUUUGUAGUCAGCAUGCCUCUGAAGGAAAAUCCAAGCGUGUUAGGUGAAUCAUACAAGGGCGCUUUGCGAUCAUUGGAGAGACUAGAAACAAGAUUUAGAAGAAAUCCCGUACUUAAAGAGCAAUACACAGCGUUUCUUAAGGAAUAUGAGAGUCUACAACACAUGAGUAAAGUAGUCAACGUGUCAGACUCAGAAAUAGCCUAUUACAUGCCACAUCAUUGUGUCAUUCGAAACGAUAGUACAACUACUAAAAUUCGUGUAGUAUUCAACGCAUCAGCCCCUACAGAUAACGGUAUUUCAUUGAAUCAAAUUCAAAUGGUAGGGCCCAAGCUUCAAGAGGACUUAUUCUCAAUACUUCUGAGAUUCAGAAUGUACUUAUACGUCGUAUCAGCAGACGUGGAGAAAAUGUUUAGACAGAUAUUAGUGGAUCCGAAACAGCGUUCAUUACUGAGAAUAUUGUGGCGCGCGAAUCCAAAUAAUCCGGUAGAAGUAUUUGAACAAAACGUAGUAACGUAUGGUACAGCGGCAGCAGUGUAUCUUGCAGUAAAGUGCCUCUUGAAAUUAGCGAAGCAAAUCGAGAAACUAUGGCCAGAAAUAGCGAAGAUCAUUAGGGAAGACUUCUAUGUGGACGAUCUUUUGACUGGAGCGGAUUCGAUAGAGAAAGCUAGAGACAUUGUGCACAAGGUUUCGCAAGUCUUAGAAUCGGCAGGAUUCAUCCUUCGAAAGUGGAUCUCAAAUCAACCGGAAAUCAUAAAGGACAUUCCCCCCAAGAAUCAGAAUCCAAACGUAUUGGAUUUCAAUUCUGACGUUCAAGCAAAGAUACUUGGAUUGGGCUGGCAAGCGUAUCAAGAUAUUCUGGUUUAUACGAUAAAGGAGUUACCACCUCCAAAAGUGUCAAAGAGACAGAUACUGUCUGAGGUAACACGGAUAUUCGAUCCGUUAGGGCUGUUGAACCCAUGUUUUAUACUAGCUAGGAUUCUAAUACAAAAAUUAUGGACUCUUAAAUUAUCAUGGGACGAAGCUAUUCCAACUGAUUUGCAUUCUACUUGGAUCUCAUUCCGCAAACAGAUUAGUAGGUUAAAUCAGAUUAAGAUACCUAGAAACGUAACUUGUAAAAGUUAUACGAGAUUAGAAUUACAUGGAUUUGCGGACGCGGCUCAAAGCGCUUAUGGAGCAUGCAUAUAUGUUCGUGUGGUAGAUCAUCAAAACAAGGUACAAGUUAAAUUGCUAUGUUCCAAGGUUAGAGUAGCACCACUCAAGCUACAGACAAUACCUAGAUUAGAGCUGUCCGCAGCACUCACACUUGCAGAAUUGAUGGAAAAGGUGGUUAAUUCACUAAAUGUGCUGAAUUUUAGUAUUACUUAUUGGAGUGACUCAACGAUAGUUCUAAAUUGGCUGCAAACACAACCAAGUAAAUUACAAGUCUUUGUUGCAAAUCGCGUAGCAAGGAUUCAAGAGUUAACGGAUUAUCGCAACUGGCGACACGUGCCGACACAGGAUAACCCAGCUGACGUGUUGUCGCGAGGUUUAUUCCCGGAGCAGUUAUUACAGUCAGAUAUUUGGUGGCACGGUCCAGAAUUUUUAUCGAAGCCAGAAGGAAAAUGGCCUAUCAUGCCAGAAUCAUAA